This is a messenger RNA of Lactuca virosa, 762 nucleotides long. NCBI's taxonomy places the organism in Eukaryota, Viridiplantae, Streptophyta, Magnoliopsida, Asterales, Asteraceae. The record is from the annotation of a GenBank genome assembly.
AUGAUCCCUAUUUGGCUAACAUCGUUACCUUUCGGUAUCUGUGUGGCACAAUCAACAACGUUCUUUAUCAAACAAGGCGUGUUACUAAACCGCAAAAUCACCCAUACUUUCAUCCUCCCACCCGCAUCGAUAUUUGGCCUAUCCGCUCUCGGAAUUAUCGUUUCCGUAACAAUUUACGAUAGAAUCCUAGUCCCUUUGCUAAGGCGGGUAACCGGAACGGAAAGAGGAAUCAACAUCCUCCAAAGAAUCGGAAUCGGAAUGGUGUUUUCCGUCACAACAAUGGUCGUUUCCGCCGUUGUUGAAAGAAAGCGUCUAGCCGUCGUGGGAGACAAUCCGUUACACGGGUCGGCCGGAAUGAGUGUGUUCUGGUUAGCACCACAGUUUUUAAUCAUCGGAAUUGGGGAUGCGUUCACUUUAGUUGGUCUUCAAGAAUACUUUUAUGAUCAAGUUCCUGAUUCCAUGAGAAGCAUCGGAAUCGCUCUUUACCUAAGUGUGAUUGGAGCUGGAAACUUUAUGAGUAGUUUCUUGAUCACAAUUGUGGAUCAUGUGACUACAAAAGUGUCAGGAAAAAGUUGGUUUGGGAAGGAUUUGAAUGGUAGCCGUCUCGACUACUUUUAUUGGUUGCUGGCGGCAAUCGCUGCAGUGAAUCUGUGUGUGUAUGUAUUUGUAGCGCGCAGAUACUCGUACAAGAACGUACAGAAAUCAACGACGGUGGCUGUGGCCGAUUGCUACCAAGGUCACGGCCACGUGGCAAGGGCUUGA